CACGCAGCUCGCAGCGCUGAUGCAACUAAGCUGCAACAAUAGCCUCGUAUCUCCUGGGUAGCAAAAAGUGUUCUUCCUCGGCGUAGCAAAUUAAAUAGUCCCGUUGAAUCCAUACGUCGUCAUUACGUCUGGUUUCUCUCUUGUUUGAAAAUCCAUGUUUAAGAACUAUAUCACAGAGUGUAUAUGUGUUAUUAGGAAUGAUGCCACUUUUGAAGAGACUUCUGGUGUUUAACGUGUAAGAGAGCACACAAGAUGUUUAAGUAUUUUUUUUUUUUACUUAAAGAGAAGGUCUGGAUAGUUAAGAACAUAUGAUGUAGGCGUUGUUUACUAUGGCGGAACGUCUGCGAGGGCUGUGUGCAGUCCGGGCGGAGGGAUCUGUAGGACCGGCACACAAGCGCAUGACGCAGCCGGUUGCUAGGUGUGGAUGACCUGAUGAUGAUGCUUUCACUCAAUUAAGCUUAUUCUCAGUCAUCAACUCCAUCACAACAAAGCAAGAGCAGCUCCACUUCUGUUCUGGCCACUCACUCCGAAGGAGACAUGGCUUUUUGAUUCAGCAAUCGCGUCGACUCUUCACCAAGCGCCGUGCUUUGCUGUAGCAACGCACCUCAAACUCAAAAAACAUAAUGGAGUUUCAUAAUGCAUACCCAGCCCUGUUUUCUGUGGCUCAACUCACUAACGACGCUAUCGUGCAUCACAAGCUCGGACAGUUAAAUCGUAAAAUCAUCGGACAGAAUGAUGGCAAUGUCAGCGCCCAUAUGGAAGGCUCUACUUGGAUGCCCGGCAGACCCCCUCGCUCUCUCUCACCCACAGGCUAACCACAGCCAAUUGGAGAGGCGCAGAGGGGAGGGGCCAGAGGAGAGCCAGCACUUAAUUGGUGAUGGUCUCAGUGACUGGAUGACGGAAGAAGUGGAUUUCUCCUCGUACCUCCCAACCCCUCACUCCUCUCCCUCCCCCAAUGCAUCCCUUCCCCCUUCGCCCCUCCAGCAUGACAUCCAGGUGCCCUCUGAUUUGGAGGUCAUGACAUCUCUACUGCAGGAAGAGCUUGCUCAGCUGGAGGAUUACUUCCUGUCUGACCCGCUCCCAGAGAAAGUCUCCAAACUGGGCAAAUGCGACAAGGGGCCACCACCAGUGGGCCCCUCAUCAUACUACCAGUUGCCCUAUGCAUCAUAUUCUGCUUCUAGCCAAUCAGAAUCUAGCCCCCUACUUGUUACCCUAGCAACUGGGGAACUAGACCUGCUGAGCUUUUGUGGGGGUCCCAUUGGCCGAUCAAAGAUGCCUAGACACACCCCUUACGGUUGCAGCCGUCCAAAUGCCAACGUAUGCAGCCGAAAGAGAGUUUCCGAUGGGGCGAAGGUGAAUGAAGGCUUUGAGAAUGGCAUCUGGAGUUCCAAAGGAAAUACCUCAGGUAACUCAGCUGUUGCGCAUAAUGGUAGCUACAGCUGUGUGGAGGAUGAACGGGUGGUGGGCAAAGGGUACUGCUUGGGUAGUGCGGUGGAGAUCCGAAGAUGCGCCAUUUUACCAAAAGAAGAAAAGAACUGCCGCUAUUCAGAUGAUGCCAUUGGUAUAAGCAAAGUUGUAAGCAGCAGUUAUGGCUUUGGGGGAUCCAUUCAAGUCCCACACAAAAAAGAAGAGAUGAUGAUGUAUGGUGUCAGAGAAGUCAACAUGAAUGGAAUGGAUGGAACUGGAGAGAUGGAGAUGAUGAGCGAAGGCAAAGCAUCCAUUGGCGAUGUGGUCAAGGCUAACAUGCCCUGGAAGUCCGAAUCCAGCGAAGGGUGCUAUAUUCAAGGAAGACCCCAUGAUGAGGCCUACCACAACUUCCUAGGGUCCAUCAACGAGCCAAUAAAAGCAGAAGGUGUCGAGAUGCACCGUCAACAUAAUGACUAUCACUGCAGCUUUCUGGAUGGUCAAGGCCCUGACUGCUUGAGUGGAGACAGACACGGACACGAAAUAGGUGCUCAUUGCCCCAGAGGUGUCUGUGCACUGAAGGAAGAGCCCUGCAUUGUGAAAUCAGACCUGGAUGGCUCCCUAAUGGAAAACAACCAAGGUGAACGUAAACAGAAGAAGAGAGAUCAGAACAAGACUGCAGCUCACAGGUAUCGGCAGAGGAAGAGAGCAGAGUUGGACUCAUUGGAGGAGCAGCUUCAUGGGCUGGAGGGAAGAAACCGAGAACUUCGAGACAAGGCAGAAUCGGUGGAGCGAGAGAUCCAGUACGUGAAAGACCUUCUGAUCGAGGUGUACAAGGCCCGCAGUCAACGCCUAAAACAAGAGGCCAGCGCCUGACCUGAACUUGGUAGCCUGACAAUUGAUGAUUGUUCUGCAAGUAGAAUUGAUAGUGCUCUAAAUAUGGAUCGGAAUUUAAGUUGGAAUGAUUUCUGAUCGAAUGUCUUUUUUUCCUCUUGAUUUUGGAUAGGGGCGGGAGGGUAUUCUCUUGCACGUUAUGUUAACCAAUUAUUUAUUUUUCGUUACAAACUGACAAGUCCAUCAACAGCUGCAGCACAAACUUCCACUUUUUUCAAUUCCAACGCAAAGUCAAAUAAAUAUGCACUGUGAUUCUGUCAUGGGUUAAAUGGCAGUUGGCUUUUGUGUGGGCCUCCUUUUUUUUUUUUCCAAGAAUAGAUAAAACGGGUCCUAUUUUCAUGUCCUUUUCGGAAUUGAUGUUAACACUGAACACACAAUCAAAUGAAAGCACAUUAUUUUUAGUUUACACAAUGCUAUAACUUAGUAUCAUGACCUGCACCAAUUUUAAUUUAUUAAAACAGAGAAUUUUAAUGUU
This is a messenger RNA of Tachysurus fulvidraco (yellow catfish), 2773 nucleotides long. RefSeq names its product activating transcription factor 5a (gene atf5a). The transcript has 4 exons. Gene Ontology annotation, biological process: regulation of transcription by RNA polymerase II. NCBI's taxonomy places the organism in Eukaryota, Metazoa, Chordata, Actinopteri, Siluriformes, Bagridae. Gene Ontology annotation, molecular function: DNA-binding transcription activator activity, RNA polymerase II-specific; RNA polymerase II transcription regulatory region sequence-specific DNA binding. The record is from RefSeq and is a predicted model, not a curated record. Bases 733 to 2280 code for a protein of 515 amino acids. Gene Ontology annotation, cellular component: nucleus.